AUGGAGUCUCUUCUCAUGCCGUCAUCAAGUUACGCACUUUCUUUGUCGAAGCCAUCUUUUCCAACAUUCCAGACUCCAUUUUCCAGACCUUUAUCCCAAAAAAACUCAUCAAGAAAAAACCGCCAAAGAGUUCAUGGAAGCACCAAAGUUGGCAGCUUUCUUGAUAUAAAGCCCAUGCCAAAGCCCAAACCAUUGGACUUUGACCUCCCUCUCUUCAACCCUUCAGACAAAACCCAUUUCGACGUGAUCGUAAUCGGGACCGGCCCAGCCGGCCUCCGUCUUGCCGACCUCAUCUCCCGACACGGAAUCAACAUAUGCUGCGUCGACCCUUCCCCACUUUCCACGUGGCCCAACAACUACGGCGUUUGGGUCGAUGAGUUCGAAACUUUAGGACUCGGCGACUGUCUCGACAAAACGUGGCCCACGGCCUCUAUCAUCAUAGACGACCGUAACACCAAGCACUUGGACCGCCCUUACGGAAGAGUCGAUCGAAAGGCGAUGAAAACGAGGUUCCUCUCCAGUUGCGCCGCGAACGGCGUAUAUUUCCACGCGACAAAGGCGUGGAAAGUCGAGCACUCAGAAUUCGAAUCUCUCGUCUCGUGUGUCGACGGUUCCGAGCUCCGCGCGAGCCUCGUCGUCGACGCGAGCGGGUGCUCGACCAACUUCGUCGAGUACGACAAGCCGAGGAACCCCGGUUUUCAAAUCGCGCACGGGAUUUUAGCCGAGGUUGACUGGUACCCUUUCGACGCGAACGAAAUGCUCCUCAUGGAUUGGAGAGACUCCCACUUGGAAAACGAGCCGGAUCGGAAUUACGCGCCAAAAAUUCGAAACUCCCGACUUUUCUCUACGCGAUGCCGUUCGACUCCAACUUGA
Messenger RNA from Striga asiatica, 873 nucleotides. The record is from the annotation of a GenBank genome assembly. Lineage: Eukaryota; Viridiplantae; Streptophyta; Magnoliopsida; Lamiales; Orobanchaceae.